Messenger RNA from Salvia miltiorrhiza (redroot sage), 1560 nucleotides. RefSeq lists its product as uncharacterized. The coding region runs from base 1 to 1560 and encodes 519 amino acids. The record is from RefSeq and is a predicted model, not a curated record. Lineage: Eukaryota; Viridiplantae; Streptophyta; Magnoliopsida; Lamiales; Lamiaceae. The transcript has 5 exons.
AUGUGUGAUAAGUGGUGGGGGAGGAGUAAUUUUGAUUGGGCUGUGAGGGAGUCAGAAGGCAGAUCGGGUGGAAUACUAUCGGUCUGGAGUAAGGAUAAGUUUGUGGCAACUAGUAAAUGGAACGUGACGGGGGCUGUUAUUGUUAAUGGGAUUUGGCUACAAGGAGGCCUGCAUUGUUGUUUUGUUAAUGUGUAUGCGCCCAUGGGAACCACCGAAAAGGAAUCUUUGUGGGAUACAUUACAGCUCAUUGCUCUUCAAAACAAAGACUCUUGCCUGUGUUUUCUUGGCGACUUCAACGCAGUGCGUGAUCUGGGAGAAAGGGUGGGGAAAGGUGCUGUCUUUAAUCAAGCAGAUGCAAGGUCUUUUGACGCUUUUAUUAGGCAAAGUAAUCUGCUGGAAAUUAGAACACAGGGGAGAAAGUUUACGUGGUAUCAACCUGGUGGAGGAUGUAAGAGCAAACUAGACAGAUUUAUGGUCAACGAGAAAUGGAUGCAGGAAUGGCCGGACACAGUCGGAAGGGGGCUUCAGAGAUCAGUGUCGGAUCAUUGUCCGAUCUUCCUGACUACAAAAACCAAGAACUGGGGACCCAAACCUUUUAGGUUCCUCAAUUCUUGGCUCUCCCACCCAGAUUUUUGCGCGUUGGUAAGGAAAUCUUGGGAUGAAGCUAAAAUUGAAGGAUGGAGCUGCUUUGUGUUCAAAGAGAAAUUGAAAUUGGUGAAGAGUGCGUUGAAAGAGUGGAAUCUGAGGAUUUAUGGCAACAUUGAGCACGGAUUGACAGAUCUUAAGGAUGAACUUCAGGAGCUGGACAUUUUUGAUGACACCUUUGGUCUUGAGGAGAGUGAGACAAUCAGGAGAAAUGAAUUACGAGCAAAGAUUUUCCUUAAAUCCAAAGAAAAAUGGCUUGAUGUUGGGGGCUGCUGGAUCGAGGAUCCAAAGAACAUUAAGGAGAACGUCAAAACGUUCUUCGAGAAUCACUUCAAGAAGACGCCGCGCGUCCUACCUAUGAUACCGGGAGAUUUCACUGCUCGGAGAGUUUCUGCAGAGAAUAAUGCGGAGCUGAUCAAAAAUUUUUCAGAAUCAGAAAUUAAAGAGGCCAUUUGGAGCUGUGACGGUGACAAGAGCCCAGGACCGGAUGGUUUUAACCUCAUGUUCUGGAAAGCGUCAUGGGAGAUUAUCAAGAAAGAUUUUUUAAAGGUUUUGGCGAAUAGGAUGAAACAGGUCAUGGAUUCAGUUAUUUCGGAUAAUCAGAGUGCUUUCAUUGGCGGCCGUUACAUCCUUGAUGGGGUCGUGGUUCUAAAUGAAGCAAUCGCGGAGGCUACUAAGAAGAGAAAAGGGAGGAUUAUCUUCAAGCUACUGUCAGGGCUUGCUGUGAAUUUCAAAAAAUGUUGUCUCUUCGGAGUUGGGGUCGAGAAGGAUAAGAUCGAGAGGAUGGCGGCUGUUUUGGGUUGUGAUGUAGGCUCCUUACCUUUCAAUUACCUCGGUAUUAAAGUGGGUAGCAAGGGCAAAAAGGUUGCUGAUUGGAAAUACUUGGUUGAAAAGGUGGAGAAGAGAGCUAUUUGA